This is a messenger RNA of Alternaria infectoria, 4221 nucleotides long. RefSeq lists its product as uncharacterized. The transcript has 4 exons. The coding region runs from base 1 to 4221 and encodes 1406 amino acids. Gene Ontology annotation, molecular function: glycosyltransferase activity; protein binding. Gene Ontology annotation, biological process: protein O-linked glycosylation. NCBI's taxonomy places the organism in Eukaryota, Fungi, Ascomycota, Dothideomycetes, Pleosporales, Pleosporaceae. The record is from RefSeq and is a predicted model, not a curated record.
AUGACUAUGGUUCGGCAGUACCCCCCGCAGCCGCCGUCGCAGCUUCCCUCCUCCGUGGCCUACAACAACAUCGCUCCUGCCCCCGCCCACGCCCCGUUCCUGCGCAAUGCCGCCAACCUCGAGGGACACAGUCUCGCUCAGCAAGCGCGACCGCAGCAGUACGCCCACCCGCUCUCCAGACACAACUCGUACGGCUCCCAGCCCUCCGAGUCUGGCCGGACACCCAAACCCGCAGAACACAUGCUUCGCCGCAAGACGCCCAACGGCAUUCUGGCAGCUGCGUACGACGGCACAUCUGUCGAAAAGAACGGAGAGCCGCAUGCAACCAAGCACAUUCUGCUCCCCGUGACAGCUGAAUCAAAACCACCAUACGGUGUCAAGCAGGAUCUCCCUCUUCGCUCGCCAGGUGUCAACAGUGGUUUCGGACAUGGUCAACAGAACACGCCAGAAUGGAGUCCCAGUCGUUACUUCGAGACCGGGUCGGGUCUUACAGGCCAGCACCUGCCCCAGAUUGAUUCUAUGCUGAAUCAAAUACCCACAUUACAACCUCUUCUUCCAUAUCAGAUGUAUGGCCAUCCCUUCUGCGGGCCUAUGGGCCCGCCCUUCCAGGCGCCUUUGAAUCCGACUGUUUCCAACGACCAAGGACCAUUCGGACCCUACUGGCACGACGGCACUUACAUCCCAUAUCGGCCUGCUGCUAUGCGGGAUCCUCGCAUGGAUCCACCACGUACCUUGCGGCGGACCUCCGGCUCAGUCGCAAGCGCCCAUCAGAAUCUCCGUCAGGGCCUGCCUCCGAGUAUGACCGCUGCCUCAGCGCUCGAAGCGAUCACGAAGCAUUGUGAAGAGAGUAAAUGGAGCUGGAUAGAUGGCAUACUUUUGGGCGGUUGUCUCGCGUAUGCACUAGGUGACUAUCAAAAGGCUCAGGACUGGUACAAACACAUCCUUACCUUGGACAAAGAUCAUGUUGAAGCUAUCUCGAACCUUGCAGCUACAAUGCUUGCUCUUCAGCAGAAGCGUGAAGCCGAAAACUACUGGAGACGCGCAGUGAAACUUCGCCCCAGUUACUUCGAAGCUGUCGAGCACCUGAUUGGAUUACUCUGUAGUGACCACAAAGGUCGUGAAGCUGUUCAGGUCAUCGAAGAAGUUGAACGCCAUUUGAGAUUUGCCAAAAGGGCCGACGCUCUUCGGAGCCUCGAAGUUGAGAGCGAACGUUCUGCCUCUGAAAUAAGCGAGUCAAGUCUGUCGGAAGCGUCUGAUCGGCCCGUGUUUGAGUUCGAGGGAGAGGACGAAGCCGUUUUCAAGGAUCUAGACGAGCUCCCUGGCUCGGACCAGCCAGGCUUUGGUUCAAGCGGAUAUGCCAUUGCUGGUUGCGACAACGGUCGCGUUCUAGCUCUGGUACAUGCCAAGGGCAACAUGCUGUACGCACUCGGCGACAAUGCCGGUGCCGCCAGGGCUUUCGAGAACGCGGUCCUCAUCGCAUCUGGUCCUCAUCCUAAUGGCAUCGAUGGCCUCAUCAGGCGCAUUCUUGGCGUCGUUGGAUACAAUGUAGCGGAACGCUCUCCAGGAGGCCGACGUAUGCCCCCAUCGUCUGAUCCUAUACUGCUACCGCCGGACGCAGCGACCAGAACGGCUUUGCUCUGCUUUGCGCCGCACGGCCAACUUCCAGGUCUGAAAUACGUUCCUAGCGAAGGUCUCUCUAGGAAAGCGGCUAUCUCGACUACAAGCAACUCUCUGCUUUCGCUAGCAAAGAUUUUCCAGGACGGCAUGGCAACCAAUUCACCCAAGAAUACCGUUUACCAAAGCAACUAUGGUGUACGAGAGAUUUUGGCUCUAUACUACCUGUCGCUUUCCCUGCAGCCCAGCCCAUCGACAGCAAACAACGUAGGCAUUCUUCUCGCUAGCGUACAGCAAUCUGCCCCUUCUAAAGCCAAUCCAAUGUCGCAUGCUUUUGCCGGACCCCAAAUCCCUGGGCUGAUGCCCGGUAGUGGAGUAGCUCUUGCGCUUGCGUACUACCACUACGGACUCCAGCUCGAUUCAUCCCAUGCGCAUCUCUAUACAAACCUUGGAAGCCUCUUGAAAGAUAUUGGCCAACUAGAUUCUGCUAUAAACAUGUAUACACAGGCAGUCAAGUGUGAUCCGAACUUCGACAUUGCUCUCGCCAACCUCGCCAACGCCGUCAAAGACAAAGGCCGGAUAGCUGAUGCCAUUUACUACUACAGAAAAGCAGUAAAGUCCAGUCCGGACUUUGCCGAAGCUGUCUGCGGGCUUGCUAAUGCCCUUAACUCUGUUUGCAACUGGGCUGGCAGAGGUGGUAUUGCCGAGCACGGCGGAUCAAGAGACCGCUGGCAUGUCAACGAUAGUGGCAUGCUUCUAGACGCCAAGAUACCCGGUGCUUCGAGCUCAGGUUGGAUCCACAAAGUCGUGAAAUUGGUCGAGAAACAGCUUGCCGAUGGUGAGGACUGGGGUCGAGGCAUGAUGAAUGAACAAUUCAUACAAGAUGUCAUCCGUCCCCUGGCUCUCACGGGGAGCACGCAAAAUGUGAAAGAGAAGGAAAAUAGCAUGGUGUCAGUGUUGCAGCAAUGGAAGGGUCAAAAGUGGGAGGGUGCUCGCAUCGUACGACUCGUUGAGCGUGCUAUACGAUGGAUGACUUGGCAAUGGUACCAGGAUCGCUACGUAACUGGAACGCAGCGACCACCGGCCUCCUACAAGAGACCUCAAUUGCCAGCAGCUUUGACGGUACCUGCGGCGCCUACUGUCCUACCAUUCCACACAUUCACCUGCCCCAUGUCGGCUAAACAGAUACGCCUUAUCUCGCAACGUAAUGGCCUCCGCAUCUCGACCUCGACGUUAAGAGUCCCUUGGUUACCUGCUACCGUCUACCAGCCUCCUCCGCCACCGAAACCAUUCUUGAAGGUCGGCUACGUAUCAUCGGAUUUCAACAAUCACCCGUUGGCCCACUUGAUGCAGUCGGUAUUCGGUUUCCACAAUCCAGGUAGAGUGAGGGCAUACUGUUAUGCCACCACAGCGAGUGACGGAUCAGAACAUCGCAAGCAGAUUGAGAGGGAAUCGCCUGUCUUCUACGAUGCCAGCAGCUGGUCAGCGGAACGACUUGUUCACCAGAUAACUAAAGAUGGCAUCCAUGUUCUUGUCAACUUGAACGGCUACACUAGAGGUGCGCGGAAUGAAGUCUUCGCUGCCCGUCCCGCCCCUAUCCAGAUGGCGUUCAUGGGUUUCGCAGGUACUCUCGGCGCCGAGUGGUGCGACUAUCUUCUUGCCGAUGACACCGCUGUUCCUCCAGAUACACUCCGACAAUGGCGCCGUAACAUUGACCUGGAAGACGCUCUUGUAGACGACAACAGCGGAGGUUCAGACGAAGAAUGGAUCUACGGAGAGAACAUUGUCUUCUGCCGGGACACGUUCUUCUGCUGUGACCACCGACAAAGUGCUCCAGAUUCGCAAGGACGACAGCCCAAUUGGGAAGAAGAGCAACAGCGCAGGUGGGCCAUGCGUAAAGAGAUCUUUCCGAACCUCUCGGAUAAUGCGAUCAUCCUUGCAAACUUCAACCAGCUGUACAAGAUCGAGCCCACGACGUUCCGCACCUGGUUACGCAUUCUUGAAAAGGUCCCCAAUGCCGUUCUCUGGCUCUUGCGUUUUCCCGAUCUCGGCGAGACCAACCUCAAGCAGACAGCUCUUGCCUGGGCAGGUGCAGAUGUAGCAAGCCGCAUCAUGUUCACCGAUGUUGCACAGAAGCAUCAGCACAUUUCUAGGGCUCGUGUCUGCGAUCUGUUCCUCGAUACACCGGAGUGCAAUGCACACACAACCGCCGCCGACGUCCUCUGGUCUGGAACACCACUACUGACCUUACCUCGCUACAAGUACAAGAUGUGCUCUCGCAUGGCAGCAUCAAUUCUCAAGGGCGCGUUACCCAAGACACCAGCAGGUGCUCAAGCUGCGAAAGAGCUCAUUGCGAGCAACGACGACGACUACGAAGCCAUGGCCGUACGUCUCGCACGCAACUGCACGUAUAACGGCUACCGAGCGCAAGGCCGUUUAAGUGAGCUUCGCCGCAUGCUUUACGAAUCACGAUGGUCAAGCCCGCUUUUCGACACCAGACGCUGGGUCAGAGACUUGGAAGAUGCUUAUGAGAUAGCAUGGAAGAAAUGGGAGAAGGGAGAAGGUGGCGACAUUUGGUUGCAACAUGAACCAUCUCCGCGCGCUUAG